CCGUGCUUGUAGAUACUCAACGAAAGCUUUAAGGAGAAGUUGUUAUAAAAUUAAUACCAUCAUAAUCUGGUUUGCUGUGUUCCUGUAAUAUUAUAAUUAUGUCUUACUCGUAUAUCAGAACGAAAUACUAAAUUCACAUUUACGAGAAACACAAAGCUGACGUGGUCUGAAGUGGUUGGAUUUUGCUAGGAACUGAGUUUCGUCUGGGAAGCGCCCGGAAACCUGCUAAUGAAGCAUCUCUGAAAGACGAUCUAGACCAUCAAAAACAACGGCAAAUGCGCUGUAAUGUCCGGGACGGUAUCUGUUUUGGGACAGCGUCGCACAAGGUCACUGCAAUGUCCUGUCAAGGAUGAAGAUCCGGAAACAUGUGGUUAUGAUUAGCCAAGCGAACUGGCAGCACGCAAAACGGAGAAAGGGAAACAACGCUGAUGUAAUGCGCCCUAGAGGGAUCAAGCUUGCCUUGGGGGACUUAAAGAACGAAGUGGUGCCCAAUGAUGGCGCCACAGAGCUGCGAGGUUCAAAAAUUUUAGAGGAAGCAAUGAAUACUAUAAAGGCUCUGGAGGAAGUCACCCAAGAGCAGAAGGGAGAACUGCAAAGACUGAGACAAACCCUGGCUGAAAUGGAGAUCAUUAAAGCUCAAGACGCAGCUGCAGAAAUGCUGGACAUUCUUCCUAGCACAAGUGCUCAGCCAAAUUCGGAUGACGCCAAAUUUCAUGUGUUUCAGCGACUGAUGGAUCAGCUUUUCCAGACAUACGACCACCACGUGGAUGCAUCCAGUUUCCAGACGCUGUCCGAUACAACCUACAUGUGGCUCGAAGAACUCUGCAGUCCCUCCAGCCUCAUGGCCCUGACAGCUGGAGUGCUGCGUGAUCGUCAUUGAUUACACAGCACUUUAACUCAUUGUUAACAAAAUCACAGCAAAGCUGCCAAGAAAAACAACAUCGGUCUAAUUAUUCCCGACCAGCGAAUCUAAAUGCUAAAAAAGCAUCCUCGUUGUCUCUCUGUGCCUUGUGUAUGCAUCAGUUUUGGUUGCCGAGCCAAACAAAAAAUUGCGGGUUUAACCGUAAAAUAUAAGCGUAAGAAAACUGAAGAGUAUAACCGUAAUACAAAUCACUACGAGGAAGUGCAGUGU
Molecule: messenger RNA, 1132 nt
Organism: Paramacrobiotus metropolitanus
Lineage: Eukaryota; Metazoa; Tardigrada; Eutardigrada; Parachela; Macrobiotidae
Product: max-like protein X
Exons: 5
Coding region: 350-880 (176 amino acids)
Molecular function (GO): protein dimerization activity
Source: RefSeq, a predicted model, not a curated record